This is a messenger RNA of Neomonachus schauinslandi (Hawaiian monk seal), 6542 nucleotides long. RefSeq names its product nuclear receptor interacting protein 1 (gene NRIP1). The coding region runs from base 347 to 3817 and encodes 1156 amino acids. The transcript has a single exon. Gene Ontology annotation, cellular component: nucleus. Gene Ontology annotation, molecular function: transcription coregulator activity; signaling receptor binding. The record is from RefSeq and is a predicted model, not a curated record. NCBI's taxonomy places the organism in Eukaryota, Metazoa, Chordata, Mammalia, Carnivora, Phocidae. Gene Ontology annotation, biological process: regulation of transcription by RNA polymerase II.
UGCUAUUUGCAUUUAAUUGGAAACAAAAGAUGAAGAAGGAGAAGCAGUAUAUUCGCUAAGGAGUCUAUCUGCUUGCUGCUGCAGACCUAUGUAUUAAGGAAUUCUUUUGCUUCUUCUUGCGUAGGAGUUGAUCAGCUCUGUGGUCAUACUACUUUGGAAUUUGCCUGUCUUUCAUCUUGUCAUUGCCAGAGAAAUCCUGGUUGGAAUGUAACAGGACAUCUCCAUCUGAUUACUAUGGAAGGUGAUAAACUGACACUCACUUAUUAAAGUUACAUCUCACUCACCCACAGAAAACCAUUCUUUAACGUGAAUAGAAACCAAGCCCUUGUGAACACUUCUAUUGAACAUGACUCAUGGAGAGGAGCUUGGCUCUGAUGUGCACCAGGAUUCUAUUGUUUUAACUUACCUAGAAGGAUUACUAAUGCAUCAGGCAGCAGAGGGAUCAGGUACUGCCAUUGACAAAAAGCCUGCUGGGCAUAAUGAAGAAGAUCAGAACUUUAACAUUUCUGGAAAUGCAUUUCCCACCUGUCAAAGUAAUGGUCCAGUUCUCAAUACACAUUCAUAUCAGGGAUCUGGCAUGCUGCAUCUCAAAAAAGCCCGACUCUUGCAGUCUUCUGAGGACUGGAAUGCCGCGAAGCGGAAGAGGCUGUCUGAUUCCAUCGUAAAUUUAAACGUGAAGAAGGAAGCUUUGCUAGCUGGCAUGGUUGACAAUGUGCCUAAAGGCAAACAAGACAGCACAUUACUGGCCUCUUUGCUUCAGUCAUUCAGCUCUAGGCUGCAGACUGUUGCUCUGUCGCAACAAAUUAGGCAGAGCCUCAAGGAGCAAGGAUACGCACUCAGUCAUGAUUCUUUAAAAGUGGAGAAAGAUUUAAGGUGCUACGGCGUUGCAUCAAGUCACUUAAAAACUCUGUUGAAGAAAAGCAAAGCUAAAGAUCAAAAGCCUGAUACCAAUCUUCCUGAUGUAACUAAAAACCUCAUCAGAGACAGGUUCGUAGAGUCACCACAUCAUGUUGGACAAAGUGGAACAAAGGUCAUGAGUGAACCCUUGUCGUGCGCCGCCAGAUUACAGGCCGUUGCAAGCAUGGUGGAAAAAAGGGCUAGUCCGGCCACUUCACCCAAACCCAGUGUCGCUUGUAGCCAGUUAGCAUUACUCCUUUCAAGUGAAGCCCAUUUGCAGCAGUAUUCUCGAGAACAUGCUUUAAAAACACAAAAUGCAAAUCAAGCGGCAAGCGAAAGACUUGCUGCCAUGGCCAGAUUACAAGAAAAUGGCCAAAAGGAUGUUGGCAGUUUCCAGCUCUCGAAAGGAAUGUCAAGCCAUCUCAAUGGUCAAGCAAGAACACCGUCAAGCAAACUAAUGGCAGGCAAAAAUACCACCUUUCAGAAUCCAAUGGGUGUCGUUCCUUCUUCCCCCAAAAAUGCAAGCUGUAAGAACUCACUAGAAAGAAACAGUAUCAAACAAGCUGCUAAUAAUAGUUUGCUUUUACAUCUUCUUAAAAGCCAGACCAUACCAAAGCCAAUGAAUGGACAUAAUCAUAGUGAGAGAGGAAGCAUUUUUGAGGAUAGUAGUACACCCACAACUAUCGAUGAGUACUCAGAUAACAAUCCUAGUUUUACAGAUGAUAGCAGUGGCGAUGAAAGUUCUUAUUCCAACUGUGUUCCCAUAGACUUGUCUUGUAAACAUCGAAUCGAGAAACCAGAACCUGACCAGCCUGUUUCUCUCGAUAAUUUAACUCAGUCCUUGCUAAACACCUGGGAUCCCAAAGUCCCCACCACUGUAGACAUCAAAGAGGAUCAAGAUACCUCAAGGAAUUCUAAGCUAAAUUCACACCAGAAAGUAACACUUCUUCAAUUGCUACUUGGCCAUAAGAAUGAAGAAAACGUAGAAAGAAACAGUCCUCAGGAAGUACACAGCGAUGUGACCAAGUUCAGUACCCAGAAUUACACCAGGACUUCUGUAAUAGAAAGCCCCAGUACAAACAGGACUACCCCAGUGAGCACUCCUCCAUUCCUUGGAUCCACAAAAGCAGAGUCCCCCAUCAAUCUUUCCCAACACUCUGUGGUCAUCAGAUGGAAGUCCCCACCAUAUGCCUGUGGCUCUCAGGCUGAAAAGCCCGCAAAUACUGCAUCUAACCACUUGAUGGACCUUACAAAGAGCAAGGAAUCGCAAGGAGAGAAACCAGUCCAGAACGAAGGCACCCAAAACCCUGCGACUUUCAGUGCCAGUAAACUGUUACAGAAUUUAGCUCAGUGUGGAAUGCAGUCAUCCCCCUCAGGAGAAGAGCAGAGACCUGGCAAACAGCUGCUAAGUGUCAACACGGAUAGACCUGUAGGCAUGGUUGAUAGAUUAAAUAGUCCUCUGCUCACAAAUAAAGCAAACGCAGUGGAGGAAAACAAGGCAUUUAGCAGUCAAGCAACGGGUCCCGAAUCAGGACUUUCUGGUUCUGAAAUAGAAAAUCUGCUUGAAAGGCGCACUGUCCUCCAACUGCUCCUGGGAAACCCCAACAAAGGGAAGAGUGAAAAGAAAGAGAAGAUUUCUUUAAGAGAUGAAAGUACUCAGGAACAUACAGAUAGAGCUUUAAGUGAACAAAUACUGAUGGUAAAAAUAAAAUCUGAGCCUUGCGAUGACUUACAUAUUCACAAUUCGAAUGUGCACUUGAGCCAUGAUGCCAAGGGUGCCCCAUUCUUAGGUCUGGCGCCUCCGGUGCAGAGAAGCGCAGCUGCCUUACCAGUGUCCGAGGACUUCAAAUCGGAGCCCGUUUCACCUCAGGAUUUUUCUUUCUCGAAGAACGGUCUGUUGAGUCGACUGCUCAGACAAAAUCAAGAGACUUACCUGGCGGAUGAUCUGGACAACAGUCACAGAAACAGUGAACUGACAGUUCUAGAAUCAAAGAACCUUUGCAUGGUCCCUAAGAAAAGGAAGCUUUAUACUGAGCCUUUAGAAAGUCCUUUUAAAAAGAUGAAAAAUAACAUAGUUGAUGCUGCAAACAGUCACAGUGCUCCGGAAGGACUGUAUGGGUCCUUGCUUAACCAGCAAGAGCUGAAAUUUAGCAAAAAUGAUCUUGAAUUUAAAUGCCCUGCCAGUCAUGGUUCAGCCAGCGAAAGUGAACAUAGGAGUUGGGCCAGAGAGAGCAAAAGCUUCAAUGUUCUGAAGCAGCUGCUUCUCUCAGAAAACUGUGUAAGAGAUUUGUCCCAGCACAGGAGUAACUCCGUCGUCGAGAGUAAAAGGAAAGGACACAAAAAUAAUGUGACCAAUAGCAAACCUGAAUUCAGCAUUUCUUCUUUGAAUGGACUGAUGUACAGUUCCGCUCAGCCCAGCGGUUGCAUGGAGAACAGGACAUUUCCAUACCCAGGAGUGGUAAAAGGUCCCAUGAGUCCUCCUUUCUCGGAGCCCUUGGGCUGUGCAGGGUCUAGACCAGAAUCUGGGCUUUUGAAUGGGUGUUCCGUGACCAGUGAGAAAGGACCCAUUAAGUGGGUUAUCACAGAUGCGGAUAAAAAUGAGUAUGAAAAAGACUGUCCAAGGCUGACCAAAACUAACCCAAUACUGUAUUACAUGCUUCAGAAAGGAGGCAAUGCUGUUAGCAGUCGAGAAACACAGGACAAGGACAUUUGGAGGGAGCCCUCAUCUGCUGAAAGUGUCUCACAGGUUACAAUCAAAGAAGAGUUACUUCCUGCUGCAGAAACUAAAGCUUCUUUCUUUAAUCUAAGAAGCCCUUAUAAUAGCCAUAUGGGAAGUAACGUCUCUCGCCCACACAGCGCAAAUGGAGAAGUUUAUGGACUUCUGGGAAACGUGCUAACAAUAAAAAAGGAAUCAGAAUAAAAUGUACCUGCCAUACAGCUUUGGAUCUUUUUAAAACUACUUAGUAUGAACUUGAGAUCUGUAUAAAUAAGAGCAUGAUUUGAGCAAAGCAUGAUAAAAUUGAAACUUUUUUCACUUUGAAAAGUCUUGGUUACUGGUGAUGUUUAAAUAUGCAUACUACUUUUUGCUUUACGUUAGAUGUCAUGAGGAAACUACCGAACUAGCAAUUGGUUGUUUAACACUCUGUAUGCAUCAGGCAACAACUGUGAGUAGCCUAUGAAUGAAAUUCUUUUAUAUAAUCAGAUAAUAGGCAUAAAUGAAAAUGUAAAUCUCCAUCCAUAGUGGAUUAACGCUUUUGCCUUUAUGAGGGUGCUUUAUUUUGCUUUUCAGAAGUCAGCCUACAUAACACAUUUGUUUUUAAAUCCAAAUUGUUAAAUAACUCUUUAAAUGUUAAUUAUUGGAUUAAAAAAAAAAACCUAAUUCACUUCUCAUUAUCUGAUUCAAAAAUAAAUUAGAAAAAAAAUUACAUUUUUCACUUUUGCUAAAAAACAUAUUUAUUUUUAACUCUUGGAAGGGGUUUUGUGGUUCCCAACGUGUCUCCCCCACCCCAGGCCUUUUCAAUAUAUAUUUCUUUAAACCUUGUACUACUUAGUAAAAAUUGAUUACAAUUGAUGGAAGUUUGAUAGAUCCUUAAAAAAAAGGCAGAUUUCCAUUUUUGUAUUUUAGCUACUUUACUAAAUUAAUAUUCCUCCUUUUACAGAAUUAGGAAAGUUAACCAUUUACCUUCAGGUGGUUUCCUGAACAGUUGAAUAUUUAAGAAGUUGUUUUUAACAGAAGCAAAAUGGCUUUUCUUUGGACAAUUUUCACCAUCUCUUGUAAAAGUUACUUCUCACCAUUUCUGUGGUACCUGUGAGUCUUAUGACCAGGGUUUCUUAAAAGCUGGACUCAGACCACCUGCAUUAGAAUCAUCUGGAGCCCUUGUUUUAGAAUGCAGAUUCCUAGGCAGCAUCUCAGAUCUACAGAUCAAGAAUCUCUGCUAAGUGGACCUGAGAAUCUUCCAUCUGCAUCUAAACACACUCCCUAGAUGUUUCUUCUGCAUGCUGAAGUUUGAGAACCAUUGCUUAUGACUUUUCUCAGAACACAGGAUUGUAAAAAAAAACUAUUUGAUGCCUAUAUUUUCCCCAGUACAGUUAUACAUCAACUCAAAAUUUGCAAUAUUAUAGUUCAUAUAUAACCGUUAUGUCUUUGGAAAAUCGGGUUCAGAAUACUUUUUAUGACAAAAAAAAAAUUGGGUGGAGGGGACAACUUUCAUAUCUGGCUCAACAUCUCAGGAAAAUCUGUGAUUAUUUAUGUGUUCUAAUGAGUAACAUCUACUUAAUUAGCCUUAGGGAUGGAAUAACAGGGCCACUUACCAAACUCAGGUGAUUCCAGGAUGGUUUGGAAAUUUCUCCUGAAUACAUCCUUAGUUUCCAUUAAAAUCAUUGUCCUAAGAACAUUGCUGACAAAGAUGAAAACAUUUAUUUCAAACCCAAGAAAGGCACUAAACUCAGAUUGACUAAACAGAAAAAUACAAAGGGCACAUAUACAUGACAGAGUUGUACACGGUCACUCCAUUGGACCUAUUAUUUUAAAAUUGUAAUUAGAAGUAAACAUUGAUGUUAUCUUGGAAGAACUUAUUAUUGAGCCACAUGAGGUUUUGAUCUUGAAACAACUCCAUAUGUUUAAGUUCAGCUUUCACAGUCCACAGUUCAUUGACCAGAUAAUAUUUUUCUUUUUAAAAGUGAGCCAGGUUUGCAACUGACCUAUCAAAAAAUUGUUAUAUAAUCAACUAUUAAUUAGAAGGAAAUCUAUUUGAAGUUGUUCUACUUGAAGACGUUUCUAAGAUUUUUAUAUUAAAAAUGGGCGUUAUUUCCUAAUAUGAUCUAAAACCCUAAAUGAUUAUUUUUUUCUCGAAAUGAUUUGUAAAUAGUUACUGGAUAUAUUAUAAAACAAUAGUCAGGAGUGAAUAUUAUGCUAUAUCAUGGAGAGAUGAAGGUGUACGCUUAUUCUGAAGUGAAAAUCCCACUGGCCAGUGAAUAUAUUCUACUUCAUCCCAUGUUGAUUCUGUGACAAUCUUCUUGUCUACACUAUAUAAAUAAGCUUUUAAACAAGUCAUUUUUUUUUUCCUGCCAUUAUGAAAGGUCUGGAGCCUUAGAGAUAUGCUAAAAAAAUUGUUGGUAUUCCCCUUUGGUCAGGGGAAAAUGGGCUUUCACAAGGGAGUGAAAUUUAGGUCAGGGAAAAGAACAUCAAGGGCCGGCAUCGCUAUAUUUUUGUUUGUUUCUUCAGUUGGUUGGGUGUUUUUGUUGUUGUCAUCGUUCACAGUUAAAGGAAUGAGGAUAUAUAAUACGUAGAUAAACAUGACCAGAAGAAUGACGUUCUGAUUUACUAGAGAAUGUCCCCAAUUUGAUUUUAGGGUGAUUUUAAAGAAAAACCAGUGAGAAAGGGCAUACAUCCAUAAAUUCACUUUGUUUAUGCAUAUGUAGAUAUGAGGAUGCACAUAUACACAUUUUCAAGGACUAUUUUAGAUAUCUAGACAAUUUCUUCCUAAAGAAGUCAUUUGUGAAAGGGUACUGCAGCUCUCAUUGACAUCAGUAAGGUAGCAUUACCUGUUUAUUCUCUGGUACAUGUUACAGAAGAGUAAACUGGUGAGAGUAUAUAUUUUAUAUAUAUAUAUAUAUAUAUAUAUAUAAUAUGUAUAUAUAUAUAU